Molecule: messenger RNA, 3334 nt
Organism: Toxorhynchites rutilus septentrionalis
Lineage: Eukaryota; Metazoa; Arthropoda; Insecta; Diptera; Culicidae
Product: sodium-coupled monocarboxylate transporter 1-like
Exons: 4
Coding region: 579-2387 (602 amino acids)
Biological process (GO): transmembrane transport; sodium ion transport
Cellular component (GO): membrane
Molecular function (GO): symporter activity
Source: RefSeq, a predicted model, not a curated record
CCAUUCACCUGAUUGAUGGCUUGCCAUCUCUAGCGAGCAAUAUGGCGACGCACAGUCAACGGUCAGAACAGCGGCUUCGUUUCACGCACCACUCCCGCGCUCACGCUACCUAUAUAGCCAGAGGAGGCCGUUUUAAUUGUUUCAGUUCUUUGCAGAAUUUUGUCGCGGAAGAAUAGAUCGUGGAUAGCGUUCACGGCCGGGUCCGUCGCUAGUGAACGAGUUCCACAAUUUCUCUCAUAACUUAGCCAAAUCGUACGUUACCUGGAAGAAACGCUUCCUCCGCGCACACGCUUCGAAGUAUUAUCGCAUUACUGGAGAAAAUAUUUCGCGUGGGGUCUCACCCAGCCAUAAUCUGAGCAGCUAUCGGUUAUCAUCAGAGCUACCGACGCGCAUCUUCGCGAGACUCGUGUGGGGGAGGUAUUCGCGGCACAUCUUCGUGAGACUCUCUUGGGGCGCGCGCGUUUUCGAGUGGUGAUGCGGUUUUGUAAACUCGCGUAGAAACAAAGAAAGGUGCUCCCGUGAAAGUGGCCCGUAGUACUAUACUGGAGAAGGGGAGACCUGACAUCGUGAAUACUGAAAUGCUGCAACGGCAGCUGGACGAACCGACGGUCGACAACCUCUGGAACUAUCUGGUAUUCGUGGCGUUCGUUGUGGUGUCAGCACUGAUACCGAUCCGCAGGCGACUAUGCAGCCGCAAGGUGAAAACGAAAGAGGACUACGUUUUCGGGGCCGGCCAUAUUUCCACCCUGGCGAUGAUGCUGUCGAUUGCACGGGGCACACUCGGUGUCAUCUCGGUGCUUGGUUAUCCCAGCGAGUUCUUCUACCGGGGGACAGCAAUGUGGGAAACGCUGUACGGGAUGGUCACGGCCUAUCCGAUCGUGUGUUUUGUUUUCAUUCCUGUUUAUUUCGAUUUGGGGAUUACGUCGGUUUACCAGUAUCUGGAGUUGAGAUUCAACAGUCGGCUGGUACGAUGCCUCGCCUCCGGUACCUACAUUCUGCGCACUCUUCUCAGUCUCGGCGUUACCAUCUACACCCCAACGGUAGCCCUGAACACCAUCAUCGGGGUACCGUAUUGGGCAUCCCUGCUGUGUAUCACCUGUAUCAGCAUCUUCUUCAACGCUCUGGGCGGCAUGAAGGCAGCCGUAGCUGCAGACGUGAUUCAGAGCCUGAGCAUGACUGCGAUGCUGGUCGGGAUCGUUAUCUACUGCAGCAUCGAGGGUGGUGGUAUGACACGCAUAUUUGAGAUCGGAGCGGAGAGCGAGCGAAUGAACUUUUUCAACUUUGCCGCUGAUUUACAUCUGCGAGUUACGACGACAUCUGCCUGGCUGGGGGAGCUGUUUAUGUCACUCAGUCUGUUGGGCUGCCAACAGAACUUUGUGCAACGAUACCUUAGCAUGCCUAAUCUGAGCAAAAUCAGAAGGACGAUGUUGAUGAAUAUACCGGUGGUAGCCAUUUUGUUUUCACUGCCUUGGCUUGUAGGCAUGGGAAUUUUUGCAUUAUACCACAAUUGUGAUCCGUUGAGAGCGGGAUACAUCGAUAGGAUGGACCAAAUACUGCCCUAUUUCAUAGUGGAUUUCUUCGCAAGCACUCCCGGAGUAUGGGGCAUAUUUGUUGGAACGCUGUUCAAUGGAGCGUUGACGUUGAACAUAUCGAACAUUAACUCGCUCGCCACGGUUACGUGGGAAGAUUUCCUGUCACUGAUUCCAGCGCUGACGAGGAAAACCGAUUGCUACCAGCUGAAUGUGAUCAAACUGGUAGGAUCGUUCUACGCCGUAUUGAUAAUGGGCAUUGCCUUUCUGGUGGGGCUUCUGUCCGGAGUGAUAGAAUCAUCCGUACUAGUACUCUCGGCAACAUCAGGACCUCUGCUGGGAGUAUUCAUUCUAGCAAUGUUCGUACCCUUCGCCAACUGGAAGGGAGCAGCUUUGGGAAUGGUUGUUUCUCACACUGUAACAGCAUGGAUAGUGACGGGUCGGAUGAUGUAUGUUGAAGUCAACGAUUCCUUAUUGUCUACCUCGAUCGUAGACUGCGCGUUGGAUGUAUCUCAAAGUAGCAACGCAACCUACACCAGCAUGAUAGAUCAUAUAAGUAGAAUUUCCUCCCCGCCCGAGGAUUCCAUGUUGCUGUGGAUAUACUCCGUAUCCUACAUGUACUAUGGAGUGUUCGGCACCAUACUGACGGUAGUGGUCGGUUUAGUGUUCAGCAUAGCCACCUGGAGCAGUAGCGAUGAGUACAACAAGAAAAUGCUGCAUCCUGCUGUGCGAUGGUUACACUCACGGUCACCAUUCGGAGGAAAGCGUUUCGGAUCGUUUGACUUGAAGAAGGACGAAAAACCGACGUUGACUCCAGCGCUAGACGUUACCGCGGCAAAGGUUGCCGUUAAGAGUUGAUAUUGUUUAUAUUGAGAUGACCGCGGUUUUUAGUAGCAUAUUAACGUUGGAAGUGCCAUUUGCUUCUCAGCUGCUGUCAAUGAAUUAGUGUUGAUGAAAAGUUGAUAUAGCUUUAAUUAUCUAAGUUUUUUGUUUAGCUGAUAUUGGGUGUUCGGAAAGUGGUAUUGUAUUAGGGAAACAUUACAGAUUUUCUAUUGAUGCAAUCAUGAUUUUUAGUGUUGAGUCAAGUUCCAGAGCAAGUCUUUUUUUUUUCUCUAUUAUAGUGACUUUCAACACAUUUCGACUGGUUCGUCACUUUUACUUCCAUUAUUGGAAGAAUGUCGGGAGAGAGAAUGGAACUCGUGAUCUCUGCGUGAGAGGUAUGGAUGUUACCACUACGCCAGAUCGCCUCCACCCCAGAGUAAGUCAUGGAAGUCAAUGCGAUGGGACAGUCGUUUCUUCAAACAUUAUCCCGAACGUUUACAAGCGAAUUUGAAAACAAACUUUGCUACCUAGUUCAGGACUGGCGUUUUGAUAAUAAAUCCUAUAUAGAAUGGUAUCAUAAUGGUUAUGCUUGGACCGCAUUUUUACCUUUUCAAUACGAAAAAGCUAAACUAUGCCUGAAGAGCAACUCCCGGCUAUCUUUUUUCGAAGGGAAGGAAUCAUACAAAAGCAUUUCUUUUAAACUUUUUCACGUGAAAAGUUUCACAUAGGUGUGAAGUUGACCGAGAGGUCGUAUAUUGAGCAGUAGUAAGUCUUCCGACAAAAAAACUGCAUUCCGAACAAUCCAGUAGAUUCAAGUGAUUUCUAAUGUCAGUAAUGUAGUAUUGGUGCAAUUAUUUAAGAAGCAAUAACAUCUAUACGUAGAAAAUAUUUAUGCUGUCUAAGAUGAAGUUAUUCCUACGGAUAUUGUUAGGUUUUUAGAACAACGAUCAUAUAUUCAUACAAUGUUAUUUAAGGAAAAUGUG